Photinus pyralis (common eastern firefly) is the source of this 2019-nucleotide messenger RNA. RefSeq names its product esterase FE4-like. NCBI's taxonomy places the organism in Eukaryota, Metazoa, Arthropoda, Insecta, Coleoptera, Lampyridae. Bases 82 to 1752 code for a protein of 556 amino acids. The record is from RefSeq and is a predicted model, not a curated record. The transcript is spliced from 10 exons.
CCUUCUCAUACAAAAUACAGCACACGUCUUGUCAGUGUCAUAUUUUCGUAUGUACUAUUACUUUACGGUAAUUUCCAUACAAUGGCGAAUAUUGGCGCACUGUUCAUAAUCGCGUACUUUGCAAGUUUUUGUAACUGUGAGACUGGCCCGUUUGUGUCCCUGAAACAAGGCGAUAUUUUAGGAAGAUAUUUUACAACCAGAAAAGGAAGAACCGUGAGUGGCUUUAGUGGAAUACCAUACGCCCAACCACCCAUUGGAAAACUUCGAUUUAAGUCUUCAGUUCCAUUGGAGCAGUGGAGUGGUACCUUAAACGCUACGCAACCUCACGCAGUAUGUCCCCAGUUUAACUACUACGAUAAAGAAAAUCCAAAUCCAAUUGCCGGAAGCGAAAAUUGUCUUUUUCUCAACGUUUAUACUCCACAGGUACCAAAAGAUAAAUGGAAUAACAUAAGCUACCCUGUCCUCUUCUACAUACACGGGGGAUCCUUUUCAGUUGGCAGUGCUAGAUAUGAUUGGUUGGGACCUGAGUUGCUUUUGGAUAAAGAUCUUGUUCUAGUCACUGUCAACUACAGAUUGGGAGCUUUAGGAUUUCUAUCUACUGGAGAUGACGGUAUACCCGCAAAUAACGGCCUAAAAGAUCAAGUGUUGGCCUUGCGAUGGGUUAAAGACAACAUAGCGGGAUUCGGCGGAGAUCCUGAGAAAGUUACGAUCUGUGGAAAUUCAGCUGGAGCAAGUAGUGUUCACUAUCUGACGCUUUCGCCUAUGGCAAAAGGUCUUAUAACCAGUGCUAUCAUCCAGAGUGGAGUUGCAAUAUCCCAAAUAGCUGUAAUACCACGUAACGAAUCGAUAAGGUAUGCCCAGCGGUUUGGUGAGAAAUUGAACUGUUCAUCGGGUACGAGUGAAGAUUUGCUAAAGUGCCUCCAAGGCAGACACUUGUACGAUAUUGUCAAACAACAGCUAACAUUUUCGACUUGGGAUUCUUCGGCGAUUCCAUUUCUGCCAACGAUAGAACAAAAAUGUACCGAUGCGUUUCUCUGCCGCAAUCCCUUUAAACUGAUGCAGUCCAAUGACGUACUAGAUAUACCGAUUAUGCUAGGCAUAGUUCCAAACGAAGGAAUAAUAGUUUCCGCAGCUUUAUCUCCCGAGAAAAUAGACCAAAUGGAAGAGACAUUCGACACCAACGCCUUUCACGACUUCAAUCUUGAAUCCUUGCAUUUGGCAGAUAGUUUGCGCAAAUUCUACUUUGGAAAUCAAACGAUUGGACUCAAAACUAGACCAGAGAUCACUGAUUUGUACACAGACGGGUGGUUCCUAUCAGGAGCAGACUUCUUGGUUCAGAACCAUUUGGCUUACAGAAAGCAGCCGAUAUACUUCUAUUACUUUCACUACAUGGGAUCGGAAAGUUACGCAUCUCUGUAUAAUGAUACCAGCUUUGUUUGUGGAGCCAGCCAUACAGAUGAAUUAUUGUAUCUACUGUCUCGAAAUGUGGCUUUUCCGGGUUACAAGCCAACGUCAUUAGAUGAAAAAAUGACCACGACGAUGACAAGUUUAUGGUUUAACUUUGUUCGAUAUGGGAGUCCCACACCAGGAAAUGAAUCAGAGAUGCCGCUAUGGCGAAGGGUUGUCAGCAACAAUUUAGAAUAUUACCACAUUAAAGGACCGCGUAUAUUAAGUAUGCGCAGUUACCUACUCUCAAGUAGAAGAUAUUUGUGGAGGAACAUGAGAUUGGAUGCAGAUAAGUUCGAUCCAUAAUCCUGCAAUUUAAGUUAAGUAUAAUGGCGGGCCAAAAUGUUAAUAUGGCUUGGAUGUUCUUUUGAAAAUUAUUUCUACUUUUGUAUUAAAAUGCUGUUACGAAUCGACGCCAUAUUCUGCCCUAAAGGUAAACUUGGAAACGGGAAUAUAAUUUUAAUUUUUUUUAUUGUAACUUUAAAUAUUUGUAUUGAUAGCAUGCAAUAAUUGAUACUUUGUAAUUUUAAUGUAAGAAACUUGACGCAGUUGACAUAAAUUGAACAAAUCUGA